AUGUCAAACACUACCACACAAUCAUUAAGUGUACUUCUCUCCGCCGUACAAUUUCGAAUGUCUACAAUUUUCAUGCCGAUUUUUCUCGUUUUCGGCAGCGGUGGGAAUAUUCUCAAUGCGUGCAUACUCUUACAAAAAACAUUCCGUACGAGCAGUUGCUGCAUGUAUAUGAUCACUGCUUAUAUUCUUCAUACAGUGGUUCUUUGUUUUGCGUUAUCAACAACACUCUAUUCACUUUCGCAUACAGAUCCAUUAACAUACAGUGAACCAUAUUGUAAAAUUCGUCAGUAUCUUAUCUCUGCUAUAUUCACCAUGGCGCGUUGCUGCACCGGAAUGGCAUGUGUAGACCGCUAUGCAAUUUCAUCACCGAAUGUCAAUACUCGUGCUUUCGGGAGACCACGAAUAGCUCUCUAUGUCAUCUGUUUUAUUAUCAUUAUCUGGUUUAUCUUACCAGUUCAUUUAAUUAUAUUUAACACGAUUCAAAAUAAUCGAUGCGUUAUGUCGGGCUUGUAUCCUUACUUCUUUGCUGCGUAUGCUAUAAUCAUCGCCGCCAUCAUUCCACCGAGUAUGAUGGUUACUUUCAGUAUACUUGCUGCGAAAAACAUUCAACAAAUGCGCCAACGAGUUCAACCAUCAGUUGGUAAUGUAAAUACCAGUCAAUUAACAACGAAUUCAAAUCUUGGUGUGCGUCUUAAGCAAUAUGAUUAUCAAUUAUUACGAAUGUUAGUUGUCGAUGUUACUAUUUACUGUAUAUCAGCAGUACCAUCACCAAUUUAUUAUAUUUAUGCGGCAAUAACGUUAAAAGCAACGAAAAGUUCGGACCAAGUUGCUUGGCAAAACUUUUUCAGUUAUCUAGCUUAUCAAUUUCUCUUAUAUAUCGCAGCAUCAACAAGCUUCUAUACGAAUCUUCUCGUUUCGAAAGCGUUCCGAGACGAGUUUCGUAUAUUUAUCAGCCGAUACACCAGAUGUCGAAUACAACCCACUACGAUGACAAGAAGUCGGGUACACAAUAAUCCAACCGUGCCAAUCAGUCGUAUUAAUCUCUAA
Adineta ricciae is the source of this 1047-nucleotide messenger RNA. Lineage: Eukaryota; Metazoa; Rotifera; Eurotatoria; Adinetida; Adinetidae. The record is from the annotation of a GenBank genome assembly.